GAGAGAAACAAAGAGAGAGACAUUGUGAAAAGAAACACUGAAAAUUGCAGGAAACACAAUUGUUUUGCAGGUUCGCGUUGAUUCGCUGCUGCGUUGAACUGGUGCGGUCAUGGAUUUCCGGAAGUUAUGUACGUGCCUGUGAUGCUCUUCCGUGAUGUUUUAUGCAUUUAACAUUUUCUAUGUUUGCCGGUUGUUGCAUUCUUGUCCGACGCUGCAUGUUGCAUAGAAAGCCACGAUAGGACGAUGGCUGAAUUUCUCAGUUUGUAUAUUGGAAUUUUAUUUAGAUAAUUUGUGAAACACAUGGCAGGAGAGAAAUCUUUGAAUUACCGUACAUCUUGUACGGAUGAUGACGAAAUUGAAGGUCUUAAUGAAAAACUACUGCAACUCUUAUCUGCGCAAAAGGUCUUGCCUCAAAUUCCCCAAAGUCAAUCAUUGUGUGACGAUAGACUAGAAAAUAACAGUAAUUCCAAAGUAGGAUUCAAAGUAUCAGCUUCUUCAUUAUUCAGCCAUUGUAGACACGAGUGUUCUCUUUUACAUCAUGAUAGUCCAGUUAAUAUACCAACUCUACCAAUUCAUCUUCCACCUAUCGGUGUAUUUUGGGACAUUGAGAACUGUCAAGUUCCUAAAGGCAGAUCCGCCAUAGCAGUUACACAAUUAAUAAGAGAUACAUUUUUUAAUGGCUAUAGGGAAGCAGAAUUUAUCGUAGUUUGCGACGUUCAAAAAGAAAAUAACCAAAUUAUACAAGAACUGAAUGAUGCUCAGGUUAAUUUAAUACAUGUAGCUGCCACAUGUAAGAAUGCUGCGGACGAGAAACUUAAACAAUCCAUCAGAAGGUUUGCCGAUAUUCAUGGUAGUCCAGCAGCCAUAAUUUUAAUAUCUGGUGAUAUUAAUUUUGCUGCUGAUCUCAGUGAUUUACGUCAUAGGAAAAAAAUUUAUGUAAUACUGUUACAUAAAAAAAAUACUUCAGAAGCAUUAAUAUUAUGCGCUAAUGAACAUUAUGAUUUUAUGGAGCUCACAGAACCACUUCCGUCCAGAACUCCAGCAAAGGGAAAUGAAUCCUAUGACCUUUUAGUUAGUAAUCUUCCUGAUGAAAAGGAUGUUAAUGUCAUUAAACGUCGACUUAAACAAUUAUCUGAAAAUUGUGGUGGUCGUGUGAUAGAUGUUCAAUCAAGUACUGCCGUUGUACGCUUUACGUCGCACAGUUCUGCAGACAGAGCUCAAAAGCGUAUGGAAGGAGAAUAUGUUCUUGGAUCAAAAAUACUUGUAAGAUAUCUUGGUAAAGAAAAAGGAAAUACAAUUGGCAAAAAUCCAGCAGAUAUUAUAACACGAAGUCGGGCAGUUAGUGAAUCGGAAAUUGUUACCGAGCAAAGCAGCUCUAAGCAAAUGUAUGCUGCGAGUGCCUCUGUGUUAGGGACAAGAACCCUCCAAUUCCCAAAUUAUCAAACAUCAUCACCUGUAGUCGGCGCGUAUCCCGCUUUUAGCACUCAUUGUGCGCCCAUCAAUGCCCCGCUAUCAGGAAUGGUGCAGCAGCCUCCCAUAUUUUUUGGAAGAUCAUUUACAAAUAACGAUGUGACUUUUAACAGGACAUAUAAUGAGCUUGCUAGAGUGCAGUCACCAUUAAUUUGGCCAAUUGUGGGACCUCAUCAGUACAACCAUAUGUGGGAAGAACAAUAUAAAGUGGAGAAAUCAAAGAUAACAGGAAAACGAGCUCAUGUCUCGCAGGUUCGAGACAAUAAUGUUGCUAUUGGUGUAACUUCUCGUACUCCCGAAGGUCUUAGGCGAAUCAGAGGCACACAUGGUUCUUUUACUUACACUUCUGAAUGGCUUGGAAGUCGACAGUCGCAUAGUUCAUUAGCUGUUCCACUUAAUUAUAACGGACAAUCCAAUUCUUUUAAACGGCGUAGUCCAUCUCCUCUGUACGAUGCAACUAGAGAAAAAAGUACAUGGCAUGGUCAGAAUCAACAGCAAAUUUCUACACGAAACAACAAAACGCCAUCACCUUAUGAAAAUAACAUAUUGCAAGGGACAGGACAACACAACCAAACCUCGCGUUCUUCGCAUUUAAGUGAUACAGAAAAUGAAGAAGUAGAGAAAUUUUGUAAUCCUAUAAAUAACCGCAAUGGAUCUAGCACUAAUAAUGGCACUAAUACACCUAUCGAAUUGCAAGUAACAAAUUUAGAUCAAAGCAUCGAUAUAAAGGAUAUGAAGCGGAUUCUUUCGUCUAUAUUUAUGGAACACGUCUCGAGUUGUCAUAUUUCUAUCUUUAUGCAAUCGGACGGUAAUUAUGCCGCCAGCGUCAAAGUGCUUUCGCUAUCGGACGCACAAUAUGCAAUUUCGCAAUUACAUCGCCGUAAAAUAGGGUAUAAACGUAUAUUGAUAUCUUAUGCUCAUAUCGGUGGACCAAAUCCCCAACUUAUUCGAGCGCAAAUCGUAUUGCUUCUGCAAGAAGUCCCGGGACACAAACUUCCGCUAUUCAAGUUUCGCGAAAUGUACGAGAGCCGAUUUAUGAUUUCUGUAAGUGUUUCCGAAUUGUAUAAAAUGAGAGAUGUAUGCAUAAUUACUGAAGAUCCAAGCGGCAGAAUGGUCUCGCUCAAUCCGGAUCAUAGAAACACGCCGUCGCCAUGCAACAAUACAGUACAAGAUGGGCAAGUCAAGUUACCAUAUUGUACAAUCCAUAUUGCAAAACCAUUGUCCGACAAAGGCUGGGCGGAACAAGAGAUGGCAUCCUUACCUAAUGUAAACAUCUCCUUGAAAGUUCUCGAGUCUCGUAUGCAAGAAUUAUUAGCAUCGCACAGUGGCAUACUACCUCUACCAACUCUACCAACUUGUUAUGAGGCUGAAUUCCAGGAAAAGUUGGAAAUUGUAGAACAAGGUGUACCUUUAGAACAUUUGGUAUCGUGUUUAUCAUCUAUUGAGUUAAGACAAGAUAUCGGCAGCGUAAAGUAUCUCGUGUGGGUAGGAAAAAAGGAUCACGAAAGUAAUCAUGAUGACCUUGCUUCUCUUCCAGAAACAAAGUGCGUGAGUCCAUCGCUCGCAAACCAAUUGGCUCUUUUUAGUCGUGAAUUAGUCGAUCUUUUGAAAACCGCUCCGCACUGCCAAUUACCUUUUAAUCGAUUUAUACCAGCGUAUCAUCAUCACUUUGGACGGCAAUGUAGAGUCGCCGAUUAUGGAUUUACUAAAUUAAUUGAUUUGCUGGAGGCACUUACACACACAGUCCAAGUAAUGGGUGAAGGCAACAAGCGCGUGGUUACGCUAUCUCAUCGUGCUCAAGUACGUCGAUUCACUUCGGAUUUAUUACGAGUGUUGAAGUCGAAAGCGAGCAAACAAGUAGCAUUGUCGGAAUUUCCAAAUGUUUAUGGUAGAGUAAUAGCAAAGCCAUGGGAUAUUGUGGAUUACGGUGUGUGCAAUAUCGAAGAUAUUCUCGGUGAAGUGUCCGAAAACACGGUUGUUGUAACACCUAUCGAGGGCGGCGAUAAAAUGAUUGCUAUUCCCAAACGUGAACAGACUGUGGAAGAGGUAGAACGAACAAGAUUGUUCGCGAAGGAAGUUGUCGAAUUACUACAACAUGCGCCUCAAUGUAGAAUGUUAUUUAACAAAUUUGUACCUUCCUAUCAUCAUCACUUUGGUCAUCAAUGUCGAGUGUCGGAUUAUGGAUUCACUAAAUUGAUUGAAUUAUUCGAAGCAAUUCCGGACAUAGUUAAAAUUGAAGAGGUUAAUGGAGGCGAGAGACAGAUAUCCUUGACUGAGAAAGAGGGUCUUAAAGUACUUGCCGAACAAAUAUCGAAAUUAGUAAUGCGCACCAGAGGUGGUCUUAUGGUCUCGAACAUUGCACAAACAUUUCUACAUCAAUUCGGCUACGCUUUACGUCCCGGAUUGUUCGGUUGCAAUUCCAUGUUACAUCUUAUGCAAAAGCUUGGAGAUACCAUUCAGAUCAUAGAUUUAGCCACAGGACCUGCUAUUAUCACAAUAGAUAAAUCACACUUGCAACAAACAACUCUUCAAUGUCGACGAAUAUUAAUGGAUCAACCUCAACAUAGAAUGCCCGUCAAGGAAUUUGUUCAACAAUACUCUCAGUAUUACUUGAAACAAUGUAAUCUAGACGAGUUUAGGAAAGAUCUGGCAAAUGUUGUUAAGUUUACAGUGAUAAAUGGCGAACAAUUCAUCGAACUAACACCGUUACAUCGUUUCGCCUGUGAUCUUUAUCGCGUAAUAAUGAAUUGCGGUGGUACAUUAAAUUUGUCGCAGUUUGAUGUAUCAUACUCGACUAUCAUAGGUUCACCUUGUAAACCUGCACAAUAUGGUUUUCCAACAAUAACUGCACUUUUACAAGCGUUACCUUGCACUAUAACGAUAAAAGAAACACGGAAGAAAGAAGCGGUUAUUUAUUUAAAUAAAAAAUUGACUGCUGCGGCCGGUAUACCUUUACCAACGGUGUACAAGUCGAUGUCAUCCUAUCACGAUACGGAUUCCAGUAAUGAUUCAUUCGAAAGUGAUUCUUCUUAUCGCGUAAAUGUCUCGAAUACUUUCGGUAUGGUGGAUAAUCACGAGAAAUGGCUAGAUCAGUUGACCACAAACAUUAAUUCUUGGAAAGGGAAAGAAGAUAAAGCUUUGUGGUCGGAGAAUCGUAUCAAGCAUUGGAAAAACUUGACAAGUUUGGAAGAACGUUCGAGGAAUUGGCCGGAAAGCGGCAGCGAAAGCUUCCUGAAGAGUUUAAUACGCACACCGAUAAUGCAACAUGAUUUCUCUGCACCGCCACCUAAGCCCGAUUCCCCACUCGAGGAUACCAUGUGUAAGGAAGAGCAUUGGAAAUCAUCGUUAUGGUCUCCAACGAAAUUUACUUAUUCGCAAGACGAACAUUCCACCAACGUACAGGUUCCUCCGUUAACUUUACCGAAUUGGAAUCAAUUACUGUCCGGUGAUGGUACGUCUGACUUGUUAUCACCAACAAAAAAUCUAUUACCUGCCGCUGCGAAUCCUUUAUAUCCGCCUACUUCUCCUUAUUAUUCCAAGUCUGUUGUUGCGCCACAUCCGUCUGAAUUGCCGCUUCCUUCUUUAUCCCUAACACCGAAGAAAAAGACAUUGAUAGAUAAUCAGAAGAAGACUACCGCGAGGAUGCAUCUCAAUCUUGUAAGCUCCGAAAGCGAAGAUAAUACUAUCGAUGAUGAUGAGAACAGCGACAGUUAUAGCACUUCUAGUAAACUCUUAACUAAGGGCAAGAGACGCUUGGCAGCUCAGUUUAAUCAGCCAAUCGAGCCAUGAACAGAGAAUAUACAGAAAAAGAUGUUAAAAAGUGACAGUGCUUAGGAUCAAAACCGAUUGAGUUUGAUAAAUUUUAUGCUUGGGAAUAAUAAGAAACUACAAGCUUCAAUUACAUUACGGUCAUUUGAUUGUCGUCUAAAAUGGAUUAGAUUAACUAUAUAACUAUGGAUUCAUGGAUAGUGGUAGGUACCACACACUUUAUUUAUACUUGAAAUUUACAAAAAAUUUGUGUAUAGAGUAAAUGUGCUAUAGAGAAAGAAUACUGCUUAUAACACUUGAAUUAUUUUCAAAUCGUAUGAAAAUAUACAUCGAGUAAAUAUGUGAUUGAUAUAAUCAGGAUUCUAAUAUCAAAUGCGUGAAUGAUUGAAUUUAUACCGAAUGACAUGUGCUGAUGGUUAGGAAACAUAUAGCAUUUUUCGUACUGUGAUAUAGGAUAAAAAAAGGAAGAUGAUAGUAGUACUAUAUAUAUUAAAAAAAGAAAGAUUUGGAUGGCAAUAAUUAAUCUUUCGGCAAAUCACAUUCAAGAAGCGUGGCGCAAUAUAUUUAAUUGAGAUUUAUUAUGAUUUAAAUCUUUUU
Molecule: messenger RNA, 5835 nt
Organism: Camponotus floridanus (Florida carpenter ant)
Lineage: Eukaryota; Metazoa; Arthropoda; Insecta; Hymenoptera; Formicidae
Gene: Marf1
Product: meiosis regulator and mRNA stability factor 1
Exons: 25
Coding region: 301-5259 (1652 amino acids)
Biological process (GO): post-transcriptional gene silencing
Cellular component (GO): peroxisome; cytoplasm
Molecular function (GO): CCR4-NOT complex binding; RNA nuclease activity; mRNA base-pairing post-transcriptional repressor activity
Source: RefSeq, a predicted model, not a curated record